GCUAUAACGAACAGGGGGAUCUCUUGCACUGAUGGUUCCUGUAAGUCAGCAAGGCGGAGAGAGGUGGGAUGUUUACUGGUAAGACUGUGGGAGCGAUAUUGAGUUAUCUGCGCUCCAAACACUGUUUAUAUCGUCUUGGACGUUACAGAAAACCUCGAGGAACUCAGGGUGUUUUUAGAAUCUGUGUCAGUGUCUGGAUUAAGCCUGCCUCCGAAGAGCAUGUCGAAGGACAAGGGACCUGCGCUUGUGUUAAUGGCCGUGGAUAACAGUACCCACUCCGAAUACGCAUUUAAUUGGUAUGUUCAACACUUCCACAGGUCCGGGAACAGAUUACUGUUGGUGCACUGCCCGGAGACAUUCGCUAAUGUCACCAUGAUGAGUCCCAGCAAGGUGCAGGAGCUCAUCACUCAGUGCGAGGAGAAGAUGCAAAGUCUGGAGAAGAAAUACACGGACAAGAUGAACGAACAAGGCAUCAAGGGCGACUUUGCUCGCCUUGACGGCGAGAAGCCAGGUCCGUCCAUUGUAGAAUGUGCAGCGUCUCGCAAUGUCACCUUCAUCGUCACCGGAACUCGCGGACUCGGCAAGUUCCGACGUGCCUUGAUGGGCAGCGUUAGUGAUUACGUCAUACACCACUCUCCAGUCCCCGUACUGGUAUGCAGGCACAAAGAUAAAGAUUAACUUAGGCACCAGCGAGUAGGACUCUUCUAACGUUCACGGUGACCAUAGCAUUGAUGAGGCUAGUAGAUGCGAUGGAUGGACACUGUCCAUGCAAAGUGAUUUAUGGAAUUACGUUCAUGUCGUUUAGGUGUUUAUAUAUCAUUUGUAUAUAAGUGUUUGAGAAGGUAUAGAUGGUAUUCAAUGCCACUCACAGGUACAAUCGUUGAGCUGAACUUGGUCACCGUUGUCAGGGUAGUACAUUUAUAAAAUGUAUAUUCGGAUUUAUUUGUAGAUGCCAUUCCAAAUUGUUAAAAUGACAGCUUUUGUUCUCUAAAUGGCAAAUUCCCUUAAUAUUUACAGUAAAUACGACACAUAAGAAUAAACAAGCCUAUCAGCUUAUAUUGGUCAAUAUUGUAUUGUAACCUUGUGCACAUGCGUGACGAACAUAUAUCGCCAGGAUGCAGAAAUAAAUAAGAUAUCACUGA
Molecule: messenger RNA, 1142 nt
Organism: Haliotis rufescens (red abalone)
Lineage: Eukaryota; Metazoa; Mollusca; Gastropoda; Lepetellida; Haliotidae
Product: universal stress protein in QAH/OAS sulfhydrylase 3'region-like
Exons: 4
Coding region: 220-678 (152 amino acids)
Source: RefSeq, a predicted model, not a curated record